Molecule: messenger RNA, 681 nt
Organism: Cooperia oncophora
Lineage: Eukaryota; Metazoa; Nematoda; Chromadorea; Rhabditida; Trichostrongylidae
Source: the annotation of a GenBank genome assembly
ACGGUAUUUCUAUUUUUUUCCGUUCUAGCUAAAAACUUUGCCAUCCAGGUAAAGUGUCAGCAAUCUGUAAUAACUCGUCAACCCAUUACAAGUGUAAAAUUGCAGCCUCCACCUCAUAAGCGUUUGAAUUCCGCUAUAAUUGAAGCUCAACGAAUUGAGAAAAUGGGUAUCAAUGGAACAGGAGAUGGACCCGCUAAUAUUGACCGUGUUGCAGUGCUUGACUUUGGAGCACAAUAUGGAAAGGUAAUAGACCGUCGUGUACGUGAGGCGAAUGUCCUUUCGGAAAUGUUCCCCUUGAAGACGAAGGCGAAGGACCUCUUGAAGAAAGGAAACUUCAAAGCUAUAAUAAUCUCGGGUGGCCCAAAUUCAGUGUAUGUUGAAGGCGCUGCCCAACCUGAUCCAGAAAUUUUCCUGUGUGGUUUACCUGUUCUGGGGAUAUGCUACGGUUUUCAGCUGAUAAAUAAGGCACACGGUGGUGAUGUCGCUAGGGAGCAUGUCAGGGAAGAUGGACAGUGUAAAGUGUGGCUAGAUACCUCUUGUGAUCUCUUUUAUGGUCUUAAUGAAAACGAGCAGGUGCUAUUGACUCAUGGUGACUCUGUGACGGAGAAAACUGUGGCGCCCGGUUUUAAAGUUGUUGCAAAAAAAGCGGAAGGACGAUGUUGCAGGUAUCGCAUGUCCUGA